AAAUAUUUGUCUACAAGUUGAAUGGUGUAUUAUCAAUUCUUCGAAAAAGAUAUCAGUGCAAAGUGAAUAUUCAACACAACAAAUGGCUGCCAAAAAUUAUAGAAAUGUGUUGCUGCUUGUCUGCUGUUUGGGCCUAAAACUGAGCACAAGUCAUGCGCUGCCUCGCUACAGUCAAAUCUCGCUGAAGAGGCCCUUCGAUCACCGUGGCGCCAGCAGCGAAACAUUAUUAGCUUAUGCAUCUCGGCCACAGCCACCGAUGACAUUGACUGACAAUUAUAAUUUAAUUAUGCCCGAGUAUUUUGAUCAUCAUCCGGAUGAGUCGAUGCAGUUGCAGAACUUUGCCAAUUUCAAUGAGCUCGAAAUGAGUUCCGACAACGAUCUGGGCAUGGAAGAGUCACAGUUCCUAUCGAGGACACCAGUACGAUCUCCGCAGCCUGUCAACGCUGAGGAGCAGCGUGCUCGCCUGGAAUUAUCUCCAGUGGACAUCAGUUGGAAUAAGAAGGCACAGCAGAAACUGAAGAAGGGCAACACCAAGCCUAAGGGUUCAGACUAUGCGGAAUGGGAUCAGUUCGAUUACGAUCUUUAUAGCGUCAAUCCCGGCGAGAACACGAAAUACAAUGAUUUCUAACUACGUCAAACGGGGGCAACUUUCUAGCUCGAGAUAUUCCCGUUAUUGUCUGUUUUUGUUUGU
Molecule: messenger RNA, 691 nt
Organism: Drosophila grimshawi
Lineage: Eukaryota; Metazoa; Arthropoda; Insecta; Diptera; Drosophilidae
Exons: 2
Coding region: 83-628 (181 amino acids)
Source: RefSeq, a predicted model, not a curated record